UCCGCACGGAAACUCAAUGUACUGGAAACAUGUUGUCACGUGCUUUCUCUUGAAUGGAAUUUCUUUUUCGAUACAAGGAAAUGAUUCUUCAUUGAAGAAAAUAAGGACAAAUGUACUGGACGUGGCAGAGAAACUUGGAGCAACAACAUUCCUGGAAUUAGUUCAGAAAACUAACCUGACAAGGAAUUUUACACAGAAAGGACCAAUAACAGUAUUCAUCCCCUCAAACCAAGCAUUUAAUGAACUCCCAGAAGACGAGAAAGGAAACCUGGAAGACUCCUCUUACGCAAAGACCAUCCUACUCUAUCACAUCGUUCACGGGCACCACCAAAAAGCCAGUUUUCAAAAUGAGGUCACUUACAAGUCGGAAUCGAGGAUGGAGGGAGAGGAUGCGCUUUUAGAAGUUCGUCUGAAUAUUUAUCAUGAUGGGAAGAUCAUUACAGCAUCUGGAAGUCCAAUAAUUAAAUUUGACCAGGAGGCAACCAAUGGAAUUGUUCACCUUCUAUCACGUGUCAUGUACCUGCCUCCUGCCUUUGGUUCGAUUGCACAACUGACAUCACUUCCGAUAAUACGUUACGUGAUGUAUGGGCUCAUUGAUGGAGGCUUAGCGGAAAAAUUAAAUAGGAAAGAGCCAUACACUCUUUUUGCUCCCUCGGAUUUGGCAUUUGAAGCACUACCAAAUAAAACCAUAAAUAUUCUCACUGGAAACAAAACGGCCAUUCGUCGUGUAAUGGAGAAUCACAUCCUAUCCGGUACAUAUUUUACAAAAGGAAUGAAACAGGACGACAGAUUUACAACGAUGCUCGGAGAAACUCUGACGGUUGAUUCCAUUAAAGGUAAUGUUACCGUCAAUGGUUCCCUCCUAGUGCUUCCGGACUUUACAGCCACUAAUGGAGUAGUACAUAUCGCCACCAAAGUCUUCCUUCCCCCGGAUAUGUAUUGAUUUCGGUUUUACUUU
Saccostrea cuccullata (small rock oyster) is the source of this 958-nucleotide messenger RNA. Its product is annotated as transforming growth factor-beta-induced protein ig-h3-like. Gene Ontology annotation, molecular function: cell adhesion molecule binding. Bases 17 to 943 code for a protein of 308 amino acids. The record is from RefSeq and is a predicted model, not a curated record. Gene Ontology annotation, biological process: extracellular matrix organization; cell adhesion. Gene Ontology annotation, cellular component: extracellular matrix. The transcript is spliced from 6 exons. Lineage: Eukaryota; Metazoa; Mollusca; Bivalvia; Ostreida; Ostreidae.